Messenger RNA from Colletotrichum chrysophilum, 486 nucleotides. RefSeq lists its product as uncharacterized. The record is from RefSeq and is a predicted model, not a curated record. NCBI's taxonomy places the organism in Eukaryota, Fungi, Ascomycota, Sordariomycetes, Glomerellales, Glomerellaceae. Bases 1 to 486 code for a protein of 161 amino acids. The transcript has a single exon.
AUGCGUCUCAUUUCUGUCGUCGUGAGCGUCGUUGCUCUUGCUAGUGCUUCCAAACUUGGCAGCUAUCACUCCACAGCUGCAACCCUGCCCAACUGUCCUUCCCGCCCAGCUAGUCCAGCGGAGCAGCGGGCCAUCUUUAACGAUUUCGUCAACGACUUCUAUGUGGAAAAGAACACCACAAAGGCCCUCUUGAAUCAUAUGACGGAGGACUAUAUUCAGCAUAACCCGAACGUCCUUUCCGGCAGGCAAAGCUCUGUCGACUUUCUCGCGACUCUCGUCACGCCUGACGGGGUCAACAUGACUAUCAUCCACAACAACUUCGACAACAAUACCGGCUACAUUCACUACCGCCUGGACACACUUGGUGCUCCGGAGCCAACGGCGAUUGUCGACAUCUUCCGGUUUGAUGGCACGUGUAUCGUGGAGCAUUGGGACGUUAUCCAGGUCCGCCCUUCCAAUGCCACAAAUCCGCUGGCAAUGUGGUAG